AAACCACGCCUUACGGCUCACUCCAUAGACAAACUUACUCCAUUCUUGUUUACAAUGGAAUUGUCAAUUUGUUUUGAGUAAUUUCAAUUUCACAUUAAAUAUUGGAAACAAAUUCUUCGAGAAUAAUUUCCUUUAUAACGAUUGAUUUUAAUAGUUUGAAAUUCUAAGAUAAUUUUAUUUAUCUUUCUCAUUAAACAUAGUCAGUUGAAAAAGUGAAAUUUUUAGAGUAAUCAUGGAAGAUGAUCAUGCAGAAUUAUUGCAAAUAACAGAUGAUGAAUCCUCAGAUACAGAGGAUCAAGAUCAUGAGCAUUGUAGCUCAACAGAAACUCCGGAGGAUGACAACUAUUUGGGAAAUUGUAGAUAUCCUAUUACUACCAGCUAUUCCAAAUGUGAAUUCAUAACAACAAAAAUUGCACUUUUGUUCUCUUCAGCUUCUCUUAUGAUUUUACUCCCUGCAUACCUCGAUUCGAUGAAUGUGAAAAGUGAUGCAUAUACUUUGAUUUUACUGAAUUCAAGUUUCAGUAUUCUUUUUCUCGACCUGAUAUUUCUCAUUGGAAAAUUUUUUUUCAAAUCUUACAAAAAUUUGUGGAUAACUAAUUAUCCCAUCAAGUUAUCCAAGUUGAUCGUUUUAUCGUUUCUGUAUACAUCAAGCGUAUUUCUGAUAAUUUAUGCUGUAGAUAGGAAGAGAGUUAUGUGCCAUCUACAAGAUCCUAUGAAAGGAACCAUUCUUGUUUUCUCUUUACUUUAUUACUUCAUUUUUUGUAGGAAAUUCAUGGGUUUACAACGAAUUUUCUCUGCUACUACAAUUAUUGUUGGCCUCUUUAUUGCAGUUGAUUAUGGUCUUUGUGAUGAAUUCAGAUGCAGAGGUUAUGAACGGGUUCGCGUUUCAGAUGAUACAGGAAAUUGGCCUUGGAAAACUCACACUACUUGGAUUGUAGUAUAUGUUGUAGGGUUGGCACUUUUUUCAGGAUUCUACACCCUGCUGGAAAGAUAUUUACUGAUAACAGAAACUAAUGAUAUUCCACCAUCAAAUAAUACCCCAUCACUCUUAACUACAAUAUCUAGAACUGUAGCUUUUCCCAUAGUAGAUAACGGAGUUAACAUCUUUACCAACAAUGGUCAGUCAAUUAAUGAACGUAAUAGCAAAAUUUCAGCUGUGCAUAUUUCAUUAUUGAUACAUGUUCUUGGAUGGAUAAUGAUAGUUUCUAUGUUUUGGACUGAUAUUAUUCCCUCCAUUGGAAAAGGAUCCAGUUUUACGGACUUCUUCAAUUUGAGCAAUCGAGGUGUAAUUUGUCAUUUUACUCCUAAACUAUUCCAAAAUCAAGAUUUCAAUGAUUGUGGAAAUAUUUUCCCAUUUUCCUGGUUAUUCCUUGGGAGUUAUAUCUUAUUCAGUAUUGUAUCUGUGAAGUUUCUGAUGAUAUCUCAAUCUGCAGUCUAUACAAUUGCAGUUAUGAGUUCUUCUUUGCCAAUAGUAGGAAUAUGGUGGAGCCUUUUUAAGCUGGUUCCACUUCAGAAUGGAGGUUCUUCGAUUAUCUGGUCACCAUCACUUUCUGGGGAGUUGAUCUGCUCCCUACUGGGUCUUCCAAUAGUCCUGAUUGGGUUGUUCUUGUUUUAUAAAUCCCAUUUCAGGGACAACCAAUGGUCAGGUCUGACAUCCAAUUAUAGAACUUCGCCACCACAUACUGCAUAAAGUAAGCAAUGUAUUUAUUGGAAAAUAUUCAAUAUUUUGUGUUGUGUUGUUUGUGUGAAUAUUUAUGACUUAAUUGUUGUAAGAACUAAAGUAUAAGUUUUUUGGUAUUUUCUGUUGGCAAUCCAAAAUCUUUUUUUUUUUAUUCAACUUAAGUUUUUACCUAUAUUAUAUUGUUUUGAAUAUUGGCCUAAAUAGUUCAAGUAGUUUCAGAUUGCCUAACAACCAUAUAAAAUCAGGUUGCAUCUACUCAAUUGUUUUUGAAUAAUUUCACUAUUGAACAAUGGAUAUUUCAAUAACAAGCAAAUAUAAUUUAAUAUGAUGCCUAUUUAGAGAAAAAGAACAAACAUAAAUGAAUAGUAGAAAAACCUGACUUUUAUAGUGCCUGUGAUCCUGUAAUGCUAAAAAGUUUUUAUGAAGAACAGUUGUAAUUUUAUUCCUGAUGGGAAAAUGAUUGUGCCAAACCAAUUUAAUGAAUCGAAUUAUACAUUGUAGAAGAACUGGUUACAAGUUAGCAAUUGAAGUCAUUAAGAAAAAUGAAUUUUAGUGGAUUAUUUGUUUGUUUAUAGAUAUUGCUCAUAUUAUUGCUUGAGGCUCCAGCUCUUCUAUAUGCCUUUCAAGUCUUAUAUUUUUAAUAUGCAUCCUUAAAAUAAACCAUGUGCAGGUAGAAUAUUGCUCACAAAAGUAACUUAGAUAUAAAUAUUGAAUAAUUGAUGAAUUUGAUGGUACAAUUUGAUCUUUUUUAUGGAAAAUUUAAUGUUCUUGUUUUUUAGUUUAUUCUAGAGUAUUUAAUUAAUUUAGACAAUACAUUCAGGAAUUUUCUAGUCUCUUGAUAAUUCAAUUACUUUAAAUUAUAUCGUUUAGUUUGCUGAAUUAGUCACUUUUUGGGUUGAACGGGAUAUUGUAAAUAUUUUUAUUUUUAAUUUUUUAAGCAAGUGAUUUAAUAGAAGAAUUUCAUUUAUUUCUUGAAUAUAAAAUCAAUGAUUGGCCAAUUCAGCUUUUCCGUUAUAUAACUUAUUAAAUAAAGACUGAAUAAUUUAUAUUUUAUGAAGUAUUUAUAGAAAAUACAUGAUUAGUAAAAACCGAAGAAUUUUAUAUUUUAUUGUAGUUUGUGCUUGUAGGAAUUAUUUAAAUUUAAAUGUGAUAGUGUCAUUAAUAUAUAUAUGAAUAUAAAUAAUCUCUUUUAUUUGAUUAAAAUAUGUACAACAGCUGUAUUAUAAGUGAACUAAUUGUUGAUAAUUGUUAUGUAUAUUCUAAAUAGAUGUUUAUAAGUACAUGUACUGUAGAAUGUUGAAAACGAGUAGUUCUUCUGGAUAUAAAAAAAUUAUGAUUCCGUCUAACUGUCCGGAGAUUGAGGAAUUCGAAUAGGACAUUUUAUUGGUGAUAUAUUAUGUAUGUUUAUCUUUGUAUAUGGCUAUACACAUAUUAAAGAUUAAUAAAAACUAA
Messenger RNA from Harmonia axyridis, 3133 nucleotides. RefSeq lists its product as uncharacterized. The record is from RefSeq and is a predicted model, not a curated record. NCBI's taxonomy places the organism in Eukaryota, Metazoa, Arthropoda, Insecta, Coleoptera, Coccinellidae. The transcript is spliced from 5 exons. Bases 233 to 1690 code for a protein of 485 amino acids.